Molecule: messenger RNA, 1557 nt
Organism: Trypanosoma grayi
Lineage: Eukaryota; Euglenozoa; Kinetoplastea; Trypanosomatida; Trypanosomatidae
Exons: 1
Coding region: 1-1557 (518 amino acids)
Source: RefSeq, a predicted model, not a curated record
AUGGUGCUGGAGCGCUCUCUUGAUGCCACCUCUAUAUGGGACAGGGCGUUGUUGUACCGUGCCAUACUGUCGGAGCGGAAGCUGUCCUAUCCAUCCUCAUUCCGCUACGUGUUCGAGGCUGUAGAUGACACGGUGUUUGCGCCAAGCGUGCGGAAAGAACAAGUGGAGCGGCCUGAUCCCCUUGCGGCGAAAUGCCCCACGAUGGAGGCGUACCAGUAUUUCCUUUAUCUUGUGAAGAAAUACUACAUUGAUAACGCCGUGGAGGCGCAUGUUGUCCUGCGCUGCCACCGCGAGCCUAACGCAGCUGAUCUGCUCUUCUCUAACCCACCGCCGAAGGAUGAUGCGGAGGUGCGGCAGGCGAUCGAGGCCCUACAAUCAGCGGUGACGGAUCGUGCGCAAUCAGUUUCUCCUGCUGCUAAUGAUUCUUCGAGCAACAGCAGCAGCAGCAAUGGCGGCCAACACGACCCUUCUGGUGCCAAGGAGAAAGACAGGUUCCGCCGAUUCGCGCCGCCGAGCUCGUACCCGCCCAUUGACGCGCUGUGGCGGUGCGAGGAAAAUGUGCCGCUCCUCAAAGUUCUCCUCUUUGGUGAGUUUAACUUGAUUGUAUCAGAGAACCCGUUCGUGAAGUUCCCCACUGCACACAGCUUUCUUACGAGGCCGUACUCCUCUGAGUCCUCGCGGGGCUUGGCGGAUGGCGUGAGUCUUGCUAACGUGAUUGCGGAGAGGCGCGGCCACCUGCUCCCACCGCUGCCCCGAAAUCUGGCGAGCAGCAUCGACGGCCGAGCGCAGGACAUACGCCGUCUGCAGCAGAAGCACCACCGCGAAGACAUCGUCAGCUUCCAGAAGCUGCUGCGGAGCACACACGCCGAUGACAACCCAUCGACCUUCUCCAGCUACUCUGACUGGAGUUACUUCAACCCGAGAGCCGUUCGGGCGGAAGAACGCGACAAACUCACACGGAAAGGCAUCGACGCUCUGAAGGACUACGACUCCGCGACCGAGAGCAUUUAUCGAUGCGGCUUCGAGGAUGCGCAGGCCAACAACGCCCUCCGCGUGACGGAGAGCGAGAGUAUGAUGCCGUCGUAUCUGCCGACGCUGCCACACUUCGUGUCGGUUAUCAAGAAGGAUCCGCACGUUUCCUUCUUGACUCAUGUGGGUCUUCCAGACAGAGGCGUGAGUGCAGAAGCCGCUGCAAAGCGCGAUGAAAUUGAGAGGCGUAUCUAUCACCUCGGCCGUGCGUUGUACCACACAGCCUUGGAGUACCACAAGGAGACGGUGCGGCGUGUAAACCGACAGAAGGUCAACGUCGCCGCAUCGCUGCUGGAUAGUUUUGUGGAGCAGGAAUGGGCUGCUGUGCUGAGCGAGAGCGAGGCGUUGGAUGCUGUGUCUGGGCAUCCCCCUGUCCAUAACAGCAAGGCCGACUUGGCACGCCGCCUGGGCCGCUACAUGCCGUUCGCGCGUCGCUCACUUGACGAGAGUGGCUUCCCGACGGACGCCCGAGCCGACGACUACGCGCGGUGGAUGGCGCCCCCAGUCGUUGUCAAGGGAAGAGCGUGA